AAAUCAAGGAACCAAAAAGCCAAGCUCUGAUUUUUAUUACAGCACUAAUAAUAAACAGAAGCCGCCGGAACCCCCCGACGACGACCUCGCCGGCGAUGGCGACGCGGUACUGGAUUGCCUCCCUGCCCGUGCAGUCCGCCGGCGGCGGCGACUCGUCCGCCAAGUCCGCCCUCUGGGCCCGCCUCCAGGACUCCAUCUCCCGCCACUCCUUCGACACCCCGCUCUACCGCUUCAACGUCCCGGAUCUCCGCCCCGGCACGCUCGACUCCCUCCUCGCCCUCAGCGACGACCUCGUCAAGUCCAACAUCUUCAUCGAGGGGGUCUCGCACAAGAUCCGGAGGCAGGUGGAGGACCUGGAGCGCGCCGGAGGGGUCGAGGGCGGCGCCCUCACCGUCGACGGCGUCCCCGUCGACAGCUACCUCACCAGGUUUGUGUGGGACGAGGGAAAGUACCCUCCGCACGGGCCGCUCAAGGAGACCGUCGCCAGCAUCCAGUCGCAGGUCGCCAAGAUUGAGGAUGACAUGAAGGUUAGAGUAGCGGAAUACACUAAUGUUAAGAGCCAGCUUAGUGCCAUCAACAGAAAGCAAACUGGAAGCUUAGCAGUUCGUGAUCUUUCAAACCUGAUAAAACCAGAGGAUAUGGUCACUUCAGAACAUCUAGUAACACUUCUUGCUAUUGUUCCAAAAUAUUCCCAGAAAGACUGGUUGGCAAGCUAUGAGUCACUCGACACAUUUGUGGUUCCAAGAUCAUCAAAAAGGCUUUAUGAGGACAACGAGUAUGCUCUCUACACUGUAACAUUGUUUGCUAAGGUUGUUGACAACUUUAAGGUCCAUGCUCGCGAGAAAGGUUUCCAGAUCCGUGAUUUCGAGUAUAGUCCUGAAGCACAGGAAAGUCGGAAGCAAGAGCUGGAAAAACUGCUGCAAGACCAGGAACUUAUGAGGACCUCCCUUUUGCAAUGGUGUUACGCCAGCUAUAGUGAGGUAUUCAGUUCCUGGAUGCAUUUCUGUGCUGUGCGUGUCUUCGUAGAGAGUAUUCUGAGAUAUGGUCUACCUCCAAAUUUCCUGUCUGUUGUUCUAGCACCAUCAACAAAGAGCGAGAAGAAAGUAAGGAACAUUUUAGAAGGGCUAUGUGGCAGCUCCAAUAGCAACAACUACUGGAAACAAGACGACGACGUGGGCGUUGCUGGUCUGGGAGGCGACACCGAGUCCCACCCUUACGUCUCUUUCACCAUAAACUUUGUCUGAGCGCAGCGCAUCCUGUUCUGCUAUCUGUGGUCGGGCGAUGGCCUCGGCCCCGAAGCAAACUAUAUUACUUUUUGAGUAUAAAUCCUAUGAAACCAACUGCAUGGUUCAGUGUAUAUUAUCCGUGGCACGCCAAUUCUUUCGUGGUCUGUCGGUUUCUUAUACUGUUGUUUAGGUGACGAGCUGAUGAAUAAAAUGUAGAGAACCUGAAACACCUCCUUUUCCUGGCACAAGAUGGACCUCUUUUCUUUCUUUCCCUUCCAGUAUUGUAAACUCUUCUUUCGGUACAGUAUCGGGCAGCACGUGUGGAUACUAGUUCUAUUCUUGUACCCUUUUGAGCAACCAGGUUCGUAAUAAAAUCGUGUUGAAUAA
Molecule: messenger RNA, 1613 nt
Organism: Brachypodium distachyon (stiff brome)
Lineage: Eukaryota; Viridiplantae; Streptophyta; Magnoliopsida; Poales; Poaceae
Product: V-type proton ATPase subunit C
Exons: 11
Coding region: 96-1244 (382 amino acids)
Biological process (GO): proton transmembrane transport
Cellular component (GO): vacuolar proton-transporting V-type ATPase, V1 domain
Molecular function (GO): proton-transporting ATPase activity, rotational mechanism
Source: RefSeq, a predicted model, not a curated record